AUGGCGAUGCCCCAAUCAAUCCACUACAUCGAUGCGAAAGCUCGUGUUGUUCGUGCUAUCAGCCGAAUCACUACAUUCGUGAAAGCUUCAGGCGAGUACAAUAACGAUCGGACAAAUAUAGGGAAACAAGCAAAAAUCAAACAAAUGCUUUCUGAAUUAAAGGAAAUUCGACGUUGUGUGAAUGAAGACAUUCAGAUAAUGGAAACCGCUGUAGGUCAAUGUACAGCACCUAUCGAUGUCACCGAUAAUAAGUGUAGUGGGACGUUAAUCAGUUCUUUUGAAGAUAUCUUUUAUGAGCUGGCUGCAUUUGCCGACAUUCAUCAAUUUCCACUGUCGCCAGUCUCAGAGAUGUCUCAAUCGUUUGCUUCGAGCACGGCUCAGCAAUCUGGUACUUUGGGAAAUUUGUCAUGCUUCCAGCUACCAAAACGCAAAUUUCCCACCUUUUCUGGAGUUAUUACGGAAUGGCAAGGGUUUGAAGAUUUGUUUAACUCCAUAUUGUCCCAUGCUCCAGACUUACCUAAUGUCGAAAAAUUCGAAUACCUGAAAACGUCUCUUCAAGGUGAAGCCUUAUCCCUGGUGGCCCAUUUACCAUUGACAUCAGCAAACUACUUGAGCGCCUGGGGAAUCCUAAAAUCACGAUACGGAAACAAACGCGACUUAGCCCGCAUUCAUUUCCAAGCUCUUCUAAAGAAGCAUGUCGUUAAAUCCACUGAUUCACAAUCCAUCAAAACGUUGCUAAACUUGAUUACGGAACAUACAGCAGCAUUAGACAACUUAGAUUUUGUUACUAGAUCGUGGAGUCCACUGUUAUUAUAUAUCUUUGAACAACAUUUAGACUAUGAGCUACGAUCUCGUUGGGAGCUAGCAGUGGGAGAUGAACAUUCCCCAAGUCUCUCCGAGUUUAUCGACUUCUUACGACAGCACAUGCGCUCUGCAGAAGUAUUUGUAACCUCGACCACGUCCGCUUACCACACUAAAGUUCCUAAAAAUCAGGACAACCUUCGUUCUGUUUCGUCGCACAAAAUACUUACCACAGCUACCAGUCUCUCAGCAACGGUUAAUUGUCCAUUAUGUAAAAACUCACAUUCAAUUCGAAAGUGCUCACGAUUCAAUGAAAAAACUCCUAAUGAACGGUUCCACCUUGCAAAAACGCAUCGGCUUUGUAUCAACUGUUUAGGAGCUGGUCAUGCAUCAGCAGCAUGUCAAUCUAAGUAUAAAUGUCAAGUUUGUAAUCGAUCCCAUCACUCGUUGUUGCAUUUUAGUUCUAACUCUGGAUCAAAUCAACAACAACUCAGACUCUUCAACUGCCUUAUCAAUGAUAUCGCUGCUGAUGGCCAUCGACAUUCCCUUCGGGCUCUUUUAGACAGUGGCUCACAAGCGAGUUUUAUUACUGAAGAAGCUGCAUCGUUGUUAAUGCUCCGACAAUUCUAUUCACCCGUGAACAUCACGACCUUUGCAAAUACAAACUCCACGCUUGUCAAAGGUAAAGCCACUAUAACUGUUUUCCCUUGUAAACAAUUAACACCGUCUGUGUGCGUUGAUACAUUAAUUGUUCCACAAAUUACUGGCCUUACACCUCAAACUCCAAUCACGAACGGAAAGUGGACUCAUAUUGAGAACCUUCCUUUGGCUGACCCGUCAUAUCAUCUCCCUGGACAGAUUGACUUGCUCUUAGGAGCUGAUAUGUUCCCAUCUCUGGUGUUGACUGGCCAACGCAGAGGUCAAACUGGUGAACCAAUGGCAAUGGAAACAAUAUUUGGUUGGGUACUGGUUGGCCCAAUUCAAUCUCCUCCGUCUGCCUCACUAAAUUCAUUCUGCAUAUCUGUCUUUGAAACUCUCGACAAAAAUCUAAAAAAAUUUUGGGAACUCGAGGAACUCCAAACAACUCAGCACCUUAGUAAAGAUGAAUCUACUGCAGAGAAGUUUUAUCAACAAACUACAACUCGCCUUGCGUCAGGGCGGUUCAUGGUGAAACUCCCAUUCAAAUCACCACUUCCUUUGUUAGGCGAUUCGAAAACUAUGGCUCUUCAAAGGUAUAGAUCAUUGGAGAGUAAACUAAAUCGAGAUCAAAGUCUUCGCCAACAAUAUAUUGACUUUAUGCAAGACUAUCUCUCUAGCAACCACAUGGAACUUGUUCCUAUCGAAGAUCAAGAUACUCCCUAUAACUACUACAUCCCUCACCAUUGUGUACUUCGGCCAGAUAGCCUAACAACCAAAUUGCGUGUUGUAUUUAACGCCUCUGCGCAAACACCUACGGGAUCAUCUUUAAAUGAUCACUUAUAUACAGGUCCCAAACUACAACCCGAUAUCCAAGUCGUUCUGCUACGCGCUCGACUCUGGAAAUAUCUGUUUAUGGCUGACGUAAAACAGAUGUAUCGUCAGAUUAUCGUGGACCCUCCUGAUCGAAAUUAUUUAAGGAUUUUUUGGCGAUUCACUGUAGAUUCUCCUAUUGAAGAAUAUCGGUUAUGUACAGUCACGUACGGUACUUCUGCAGCUCCAUACCAAGCUCUUCGGACUGUUCGAGAAUUGGCUACUGUUGAUGGACCUACAUUUCCAGUCGCUGCUGAAGUGCUGCUACACGACACAUUCGUUGAUGAUGUUAUUACUGGUGCGAAUACCGAAGAAGCUGCUCUUGAGUGUCAAAGCCAACUAAUUAACCUAUGUGGACGUGCCAAAUUCGAAUUACGGAAAUGGGCUAGUAACAACACCAAGGUUAUUCAAGCCGUACCAAGUGUUGCACGUGCCAUGUCCCCAUCGUUGUUGUUCACUUCAGCCGAUCAUGCAGAAUUAAAUGUAUUGGGAUUAAAAUGGGAUCCUUCUGCGGAUAUAUUUUCGUUUCAUACGCAACCUUCAUCAAAAAAUCCCACCAAAAGAUCAGUUCUGUCAGACCUUGCUCGAACGUUUGACCCAUUAGGAUUGCUCUCACCGACUACAUUCUGGAUCAAGCACUUUAUGCAGUGUUUAUGGAUUUCCGGGAUAAAGUGGGACGAUCCCUUACCAACCGACCUGUCUCUUCUCUGGAACAGAUAUCAUUCAGAACUUCAUUUAGUGAACACAAUUAUUAUUCCUCGUCGCAUUACUGACGAUGGUGCGAUUUCAGUCCAUCUGCAUGCGUUUUCGGAUAGUUCUCAAAAGGGAUACGCUGCAUCAGUGUACCUCCGUGUUGAAACUGCUACGUCCGUCCGUUGUCACCUCAUUACAGGAAAGACCAGAGUCGCACCUCUCAAACACGUUACCAUUCCCCGUCUGGAAUUAUGUGGAGCAGUUCUAGCAGCACAACUCCUUCGUUACACUGUCACCGCAUUUCAAGAUCGAAUACAUGUCGACACAUUGACUGCGUGGACUGACUCCACCACAGCCCUUGCAUGGAUUCGUUCGUCACCACAUAGAUGGACGACCUUUGUUGCAAAUCGCACAAGUCAAAUUCAAGAGUUGACCCCUCCAUCUAUUUGGAGGCACGUUCCCACUCUCUGCAAUCCAGCUGACUGUGCAUCUCGUGGAUUAUAUCCAUCAGACCUCGUGAACCAUGCCCUUUGGUGGACUGGACCUCCAUUCUUACUGAAACCCCCAGACCAAUGGCCAGCUUCCCUCGACGCUUCUCAGGAUGCCAUCGAUAUACUACCUGAUAAUGAAAUCCGGAAAUCUGCUGUAGUGUCUCUGACCGUUAGAUCUUCUGCUACGCAGUUACUUGAUCGUUUCUCAUCAUUAGACAAAAUUGUUAGAAUCGUUGCAUACUGUUUACGUGUAAAACCUGGUAAAAAACCGAAACAACAAUCCACAACACUUCUGAACGCCGAAGAACUUCAUCACGCUUUGCUUGCACUUAUCUUGUCUGUCCAACGAUCUGUAUAUCACGACGAUAUCGCAUUGAUAACCAAGAAUUCGCCUUGUUCAAAACCACUACGUAAAUUGGAUGCAUUUAUUGAUUCCGCUGGAUUUCUCAGAGUGGGCGGUCGCCUUCAAAACUCUGAUCUUCCAUAUGAACGCAAACAUCCGCUCCUCAUACCGUCACAUCAUCGAUUAACAGAGUUGAUUAUCGACCACAAUCAUUGUAAAUUGAAACACCCCGGCCCGUCUGCUCUUCAAACUCAUUUACAACGUCUCUUUUGGAUUCAGUCAGCCCGGCGAGUCAUCCGUUCACGCUUGCGUCUGUGCAUUCCAUGUUUUCGGACCAGACCGCAAUCCGUUCAACCGAAGAUGGCUGCGCUCCCAAAGUAUCGCGUCCAGCAGGUUAAACCCUUCGCCAUCACCGGUGUAGAUUAUGCUGGACCGAUUACUAUAAAAAGUCAUCGAGGCCGGAAUUCACGUUCCGAACUGGCUUAUAUCUGUUUGUUUGUCUGCACAAACACGAAAGCGAUUCAUUUAGAGUUGAGUUCAGAUCUGUCAACAGAAACGUUCCUAUUGGCUCUCACACGGUUCACUUCACGUCGUGGUCCGGUAAGCGAGAUCCACAGUGAUAAUGGAACGAAUUUUGUUGGAGCAUCGCGCCUCUUGAACCCGAUACAAACAUUGACCAAUUCAAAACCAUUUCAAACUCGUGUGCACUCUCAUCUAGCAACUUCCAACAUCCAAUGGCAUUUCAACCCUCCUUCAUCUCCGCAUUUUGGAGGAUUGUGGGAAGCUGGGGUGAAAUCUACCAAAUCACUAAUCCUCCGAUCUAUUGGACUCCACAAGCUGGUGGCUGAAGAGUUUAUGACGCUGUUGACUCAAAUUGAAGCUACGCUCAAUUCACGGCCACUGUGUGCUUUAACAAAUGACACAUCCAAUUUUGACGCUCUUACACCCAGUCACUUCUUGACCUUGGAACCAUCUACGUCUCUUCCAGAGCCUAACUUAGAAAACGUCCCUAUGUCAAAAUUGAACCGUUGGCGUCUCAUAUCAGAUAUUCAUAAGCACUUCUGGACUCGAUGGAAGAACGAGUAUCUUACCACACUUCAAGUUAGAUCAAAAUGGUUCACGGAUUCGAAAAGUUUGAGUGUUGGCGAACUUGUUCUUAUUCGAGAAGCCACACAUCCGCUGCAAUGGUCCAUAGGAAGAAUUCGUCAACUGCAUCCAGGAUCAGACGGAAUAGCGCGAAUUGCAACAGUGGAUACUGCCACCGGAUCCUUUGUUCGCCCAGCU
Messenger RNA from Melanaphis sacchari, 5121 nucleotides. RefSeq lists its product as uncharacterized. The annotation marks the transcript as partial. The record is from RefSeq and is a predicted model, not a curated record. Gene Ontology annotation, molecular function: nucleic acid binding. Gene Ontology annotation, biological process: DNA integration. NCBI's taxonomy places the organism in Eukaryota, Metazoa, Arthropoda, Insecta, Hemiptera, Aphididae. The transcript has 2 exons.